Messenger RNA from Aureobasidium vineae, 1401 nucleotides. Lineage: Eukaryota; Fungi; Ascomycota; Dothideomycetes; Dothideales; Saccotheciaceae. The record is from the annotation of a GenBank genome assembly.
AUGGCCCUAACACUACCAUUGGAGCUGCAGCAGCAGAUCUUCUCGUACCUGGAUCCUUGGUCAUUCUAUGCAUCACGCAAUGUGUGUCGGUACUGGAAGCAUGCCUCCAGAGAUGCCGUCACUCUCGCCAAUCAACUAGGACAACUGCCCAUCGAGCCGACGACAUGGGCCAAGAAGGCAGACUCGAAACGAAGAGAAUCUGUCUACGAUGAGGCGGCAAGAGCGUUGAUGCUGGGCAUGCGCGUCAAGGCUUCGACUUCAUCUGACGCCAGCCUGUCAGCAAGACUCGACAAGAGCAAGCUUGCUCUCUCCAAGGACGGCAAGCGAGCAGUCUCGCUACACGACCGCACCAUCACACACUACGACACAACCACCUCCGAACCUACCAUCAUCUCCACACGCCCUAUCAACGACCUCCGCACAGCAAUCGGUGGAGGUCCAUGGUUCAAGUGCUCACCGACGUCCAUGUACGAGCUGGCUCUCUCUUCCGACGGGCGCAUGCUGGCCAUCGCCCUGGAACGCACCGUCCAAAUCUAUGAUCUGGCUACACCCGCCGACUCGUGGCCUGUGGCCUCAUACAUCACCUCGGCCACUGGCCACUACAUCGCUGCUCUCGACUUCGAACACAACGACAGUCUGCUACGAGUACAGCUAAGCAACAAGGGCGUUGUCGUCUAUCUCGGCUCGCCGAAAGAGGGCAAGCCUGGCUUAGAGCACUGGCAAGACAAGGGUGGUUUGAAGCACGCCUUCCUUGAUGCUAGCAAGCUCUCUUUGCCGCCGACAGAGCCUGUCGACGGCGCUCCCGCUGUGUCACAACGCUUCGCUGGCCUUCAGCUCUUGCGUCCGUUUGCUAAUGGCUGGCUUGCAGCUGCUCAGAAGCAUGCCACAAAUGUCCAGUCUGGCUCGUACUGUCUGGCCUAUGUUCCUUUCAGUGAAGUCCACGGCCACGUCCUUACCGCUGAGCGUGCUGUCACUGUUCUUGAGGAUCUUCCUGUCCACCUUUCCGAGGACAUCCAGCACUUGUGGCAUGAUUUGCCUUCUGCCCACAUCAACCACCCCCAUUUCGCCUUGUCGCCCAACAACUCCCUGUUGGCCAUGUCCGAGAACGACUCGUCCUCGACUCUCACAUCUCCUUCGACAAACCGCGUUUUCCUCUACCGAUUGCCAUCUGCCGAGAAGCUGAUGGAGGUCCUCAAGCCACAACAUCCUCUUCUNAAAAAGCUCGAGGCUGAGCAGGAAUUCAAAUACCAGAUCAAGCGUCUUCCCACCAGCCUUGGCUCAAUAUCUGGCAAAGUUCUCGACUUCACUUUCGAGUCUGUUGGCAGCGGUGCCAACUCUCCUCUCACUGUCACCGCUGUUACUGACUCUGGCGCCAUGACUUGGACGUUGCUGGACAACUGA